Durusdinium trenchii is the source of this 1335-nucleotide messenger RNA. NCBI's taxonomy places the organism in Eukaryota, Dinophyceae, Suessiales, Symbiodiniaceae. The record is from the annotation of a GenBank genome assembly.
AUGGGCAAGAUCGCCAGCAAGAUCUGGUCGAAGGGUCUCCUGGGAGGCUUCGGGAUCCCGGAACUCUCCAAGCCCCUGGAGCCCUUGACCUUUUGGUCGCGAGCAGAUCUCAUCGAAGCUUAUCAGCACUUCCUGGAUGAUUGCAGCCAAACCUUGGACCGUCACGAGUUCACGGAUGUUUUUCAGUGCUUCUCCGACACCAUCAGCGCGGACGCAGCCUUUCAUGCAUUGCACCCGCGGAAGGGCAAGCUGGAUGGAAAUACGAUCUUUGGAGCCGUGGUGGCCACCUCCAACCAGACCUUCAUUUCCAAGGUCUCGUUGAUUUACAGCAUCUAUGAUAUGGAUGGUGAUGGAGCCUUAAACAAGGCGGAGUUCACCAUCGUCUUGCGAAGCUUGCUGCAUGGCCUGCGGCUCUUCUACAAUGAUGCGGUGAUGCCGAACGAUGCCGAGCUGGAGGUGGCGAUUGACGAGUGCUUCAAGAGGAUUGAUUGCGAUCGGUCCGGCUACAUCACGCUGGGUGAGUUCCUGGUGUAUGCCUAUCGAAACCGUGAGUUGCAGGAGAUGUUCGAAACGGUGACGACCGAGGACAUCCGGAUCUUUGAAGAUCCGGUACCCUUCAAGAGGCAACCUGCGAGUUCGGCAGGAGCCCGGGCGGACGCCGCCGCGUCGCCCGACGCGCGGCCGGAGUCUCGGGAGUCAGAGCCGGCGAUGCAGAAGCGGCCCUCCGAGCCGAUCGACGCCAUGCGGAAGCGGAACUCCUUGCACACGGAGGGCAGCCUCAAGCGCCACUCCCUGCAGGUGCCAGACGACGCGCCGCUCUCCGCGCGUGCGCCGCGGAGGCGGCACACGGGGGGCAUGGUCCGCCCCGUCAAGGCCGACGGACAAGGCACGUGGUGUGGGAGCGUCGCCUACGCCAAGUUGACGGGUAGGAAAAGAUCUAGCUCGCUUCGACCAGCACGGGUCUGGUCGCAGCCGCCAGAUGUGUCAAAAGCACAAGCCUGGAUGUUGUGGAAGUUCUUCCACCAUUUGAGUAAGCACAACUCUUGUGCCGACCUCGAUGUGGUCCUCGACUUCCUGAAGGAUCAGAUCGCGGUGAAGAAAGAAUUUCUGAUCAUUGCAGGGGUGGCCAAAUCGGAGGAAUUGCUGCAGAAUGAUGAUGCAAAGGAUUCAGACACCCCAAAGACGGAGGUGGCCUCAACCGUGGAGGUCAGCAUGCCAGCCACAUUAGCACACACCGACUUGUUGGCCGAAGUGGAGGCCUUGUCGGCGCAUUUCCAGCGGAUUCUGCUGGAUCCGCAGGCGGGAAUGGGCAACGUCUUGGUGGUGAUGUGGUGA